Molecule: messenger RNA, 1706 nt
Organism: Verruconis gallopava
Lineage: Eukaryota; Fungi; Ascomycota; Dothideomycetes; Venturiales; Sympoventuriaceae
Exons: 1
Coding region: 640-1452 (270 amino acids)
Source: RefSeq, a predicted model, not a curated record
AGCCAAAGGUCGAGAUCGUUGUUCCUGCAUGAGCGCGCAGAUCGCUUCCGAUUGGAGCUUCAGCGCGAGUAUCGAGGCGCGGCCGCACAACCUUCAACUGCCACCCAGGAGCAGGACGUCGCACGUUUCGAGUUUCAACACUUUGCACCCUCUGACAUUCGCGAAAUGUUUCCGUCCGCAUGCCUCCCUCCUUUGCCCAUGUUAAUUCUUUCUUUUCCUUGGUCCUGAAUGCCAUUGCGUGGGGUCUGCUAGCGGGGAUGGACAGCCUCCCAGGCGCAUCACUUAUCCCGGCAGGCUUUUCCUCUUUGCUCCCGCGACUGUUCGUUUCUUAACUCUCUCUUCCCUUCGUUUUGCGAUUGUCGACGUAAGCCAGGCGAGAAGCGUCCUUUCUCGCUUUCGUGCCCUUUUUCUGUCCCAUUCCUUUUGUGCCGGUCAUCUUCAUUCUCUUCUUCAUCGACCCUGGUGGCGCUUCUUCUUCUUCUUCUUCUUCUUCUCACCUGUUUGCUGGCAAAUAACUCCGCUCUUUUGGAAUCGCAACGCUUCUCUCGCACUGAAGGUCGAGUUGCUGAGCAUUCGACUUCUUUGUUCGCUUUACUUUGAACAGUGAAAACACAAAGACGAAGAGGAGGGGCAAUCACGAUGAAAUACACUAGCGUAAUCGCUUUGACGCUCGGCGCUCUUCCCUUCUCGAUAGCGCAAGGAACCACUAUCACCGAGUCGGUCUCUGGGGCAGGAGUUGCCCAAGCCGCAGCAGCAUCGGGAUCGUCUUCGUUAACCGCGCAAGCAAGUGGUGGUGGACAGGGAACAACCAUUACGGAAUCCGUCGCCGGAGCUGCAGCAACAGGAGGGUCCUCGUUAACUGCGCAAGCAAAUGGCGGUGGAAUGGGAACAACCAUCACAGAAUCAGUCGCCGGAGCUGCGGCGACGAGCGGUGCGUCUGCCGCUACUGCACAAGCUGGUGCAGCCAGACCGUCCACCAUCACCAUAACCACAGGUGCUGCAGGCGCAGCAGCGGCCUCGGGCCAAGCACUUGGAACUGGAUCUGCCGCAGCGCAGGCCGGCAGCGGCGGCAAGGGGACCACCUACACGAUCAAUUUGGGAGGCGCCGGCGCGCAAGCGACCGGCGCGUCUGCAGGGAACUCAACCGGUAGCAGCGGAGGCGGACUGGUAGCGCAAGGCGCACCCGCGGGCAACGCCACGAUGCCGACAAUCACCAUCAACGUCGCAGGCCAAGGCCAGGCUGCGUCGACAACGCUGCAGACCGCCGCGUCCACAGGAGGAACCGCAGCUGCUGCGUCCGCGGCUUCGAAGCAGAGUUUCAGCCUGGGUGCGUCGGCCGCCGCCGCCUCGUCCGGUCCGGCUCAAGCGACGACGAAUCCCGCACCAAAACUACACGUCGACAGCAUAUCUGGCGGUCUUCUGGCGUUGGCUCUGGGCUUCGCAGUGGCGUAAUGAGGAGGUCGCUUUUGUUUCUAGUCGCCGGUUGGGUUCAAAGGCGAGGUGUGCUAUGUUUGAUGCCUGCUGUGUAUAUUGCAUAAAGUCGUUUCAACCCUGUUUGGUUUUCUUUUUUCUUCCUCUUCCCUUCGUACGUCUCUUCUAGAAGACCAGACUUGGGGAGGGUUGCACGCACCCAAAGUCCGAAAGCAAAUAUUCACCCAAGUCUAUAUAUCUACGUAGCUCUAAACUCGGACUUUGUUUCUUUUACC